AUGCGUUUCCUCGUUUCCAGCAUCCUCGCCAUCGCACUGGCAAGCACCAAUGUUAUUGCUUCACCGUCGCUCUCCUGCCUUAAGAUACCCACAAUGGUCCAGUCCUAUGAUCCUGCCAAAAUCGGAGCCAUUUUCCAGAAGGAAAUUUGCGGCCAGGGAUGCGACUUCCGUGCCUCCAACUACGACACUCAGAUCAAGGAUGUUGUCAAAAAGUGCGUCGCAGAUGAAAGUACUGCCAUGGGGGCUCCUACUCUCUCCCCUUAUUACAUCAACCUCGCCGACGCCAUGUUCCAAACCGUUUCAGAAAAAUGCUCGGAAGGACAGUACCGUGACGUCAACUUAUGCAGUGUUGAGCCUGAGGUGCUGACUCAGGUGCUUGGAUGUUUCAAAUCAAGCGCACUAUCGACUCUAUGGGCACAGAAGAGCAACGUCUUGCCUCUACUUACCACCAACUGCGAAGAGCAAUACAAACACUUCACCGUUGACAACCUCUACAACAAAAUCCUGCCUGCUUGCGCCCAAAAGUUUGCUGCUGAGCAUUGCAAGGCCGCAUAA
Molecule: messenger RNA, 555 nt
Organism: Nannizzia gypsea CBS 118893
Lineage: Eukaryota; Fungi; Ascomycota; Eurotiomycetes; Onygenales; Arthrodermataceae
Exons: 1
Coding region: 1-555 (184 amino acids)
Source: RefSeq, a predicted model, not a curated record